AUGUUUGCCAACACUAGAUCCAGUAUAAUCUCCAAUGGGGCCAACACAACUUCCAACACUACAUCCACUACAAACUCUGAUGGGCUCAGCACAGCUAUCAACACUGGAUCCAGUGUGACCUCCAGGGGCACUAGCACAACCUCUCACAUUGCAUCCAUUACAACUUCUGUUGAGACCAGUGCAACCCCCAACACAGCAUCCACAUUGACUUCCAGAAAGGGUGUGAUAACGUCCAACUCUGUGUCCAGUGCAACCUCUGAUGAGCUCAGCACAGCUAUCAACACUGGAUCCAGUGUGACCUCCACGGGAGCCAGCACAACCUCUAACACUGCAUCCAUUACAACUUCUGUUGAGGCCAGUGCAACCCCCAACACAGCAUCCACAUUGACUUCCAGAAAGGGCAGCAUGACCUCCAAUGAUGUGUCCAGUGCAAUCUCUGACGAGUUCAGCACAGCCAUCAAUACAGGACCCAGUGUGACCUCCACAGGAGCCAGCACAACCUCUAACACUGCAUCCAUUACAACUUCUGUUGAGGCCAGUGCAACUCCCAACACAGCAUCCACAUUAACUUCCAGAAAGGGUGCGAUAACGUCCAACUCUGUGUCCAGUGCAACCUCUGAUGAGCUCAGCACAGCUAUCAACACUGGAUCCAGUGUGACCUCCAGGGGCACUAGCACAACCUCUAACACUGCAUCCAUUACAACUUCUGUUGAGACCAGUGCAACCCCCAACACAGUAUCCACAUUGACUUCCAGAAAGGGCAGCAUGACCUCCAAUGAUGUGUCCAGUGCAAUCUCUGACGAGCUCAGCACAGCCAUCAACACUGGAUCCAGUGUGACCUCCACGGGAGCCAGCACAACCUCUAACACUGCAUCCAUUACAACUUCUGUUGAGGCCAGUGCAACUCCCAACACGGCAUCCACAUUGACUUCCAGAAAGGGUGGGAUAACGUCCAACUCUGUGUCCAGUGCAACCUCUGAUGAGCUCAGCACAGCCAUCAACACUGGAUCCAGUGUGACCUCCAGGGGCACCAGCACAACCUCUAACAUUGCAUCCAUUACAACUUCUGUUGAGACCAGUGCAACCCCCAACACAGUAUCCACAUUGACUUCCAGAAAGGGCAGCAUGACCUCCAAUGAUGUGUCCAGUGCAAUCUCUGACGAGCUCAGCACAGCCAUCAACACUGGAUCCAGUGUGACCUCCACGGGAGCCAGCACAACCUCUAACACUGCAUCCAUUACAACUUCUGUUGAGGCCAGUGCAACUCCCAACACGGCAUCCACAUUGACUUCCAGAAAGGGUGGGAUAACGUCCAACUCUGUGUCCAGUGCAACCUCUGAUGAGCUCAGCACAGCCAUCAACACUGGAUCCAGUGUGACCUCCAGGGGCACCAGCACAACCUCUAACAUUGCAUCCAUUACAACUUCUGUUGAGGCCAGUGCAACCCCCAACACAGCAUCCACAUUGACUUCCAGAAAGGGCAGCAUGACCUCCAACGCUGUGUCCAGUGCAAUCUCUGACGAGCUCAGCACAGCCAUCAACACUGGAUCCAGUGUGACCUCCACGGGAGCCAGCACAACCUCUAACACUGCAUCCAUUACAACUUCUGUUGAGUUCAGCACAGCUAUCAACACUGAAUCCAGAGUGACCUCCACGGGAGCCAGCACAACCUCUAACACUGCAUCCAUUACAACUUCCAGUGGGGUCAGUACAACCUUCAACUCUGGAUCAAAUGCAACCUCCAAAGUCUCUAGCACACCUGCUUCAAGUGGAAUAUACACAACUUCCAACAGAAUUAGCACAAAUAUUGCCACUCCAGUGAAUGAGAUGAAGCCCAGUGGAUCCCUGAAACCAUGGGAAAUCUUCCUCAUCACCCUGGUCUCAGUUGUAGUGGCUCUGGGGCUCUUUGCUGGGAUCUUCUUUUAUAUGAGAAACUACCUGUCCCUGAGAAACAUCUUAGACACAGCUGUCUACUACCCCCGUGGUACCUACCUUGGCUGGAGCCCUUGA
Sciurus carolinensis (gray squirrel) is the source of this 2010-nucleotide messenger RNA. RefSeq names its product mucin 21, cell surface associated (gene Muc21). The coding region runs from base 1 to 2010 and encodes 669 amino acids. The record is from RefSeq and is a predicted model, not a curated record. NCBI's taxonomy places the organism in Eukaryota, Metazoa, Chordata, Mammalia, Rodentia, Sciuridae. The transcript has 5 exons.